Rhinocladiella mackenziei CBS 650.93 is the source of this 441-nucleotide messenger RNA. RefSeq lists its product as uncharacterized. The record is from RefSeq and is a predicted model, not a curated record. The transcript has a single exon. Bases 1 to 441 code for a protein of 146 amino acids. Lineage: Eukaryota; Fungi; Ascomycota; Eurotiomycetes; Chaetothyriales; Herpotrichiellaceae.
AUGUGUGGUAGUGCACGGAAUGGGAUUGCUGGAUUCCGACGUUUUCUGCAUAAAGUAGAGGACAACGAGGGCUUCGCCCCCGCCCUAGAGCUUAGCGGAGAAGACAAUAUUGGAAAAGCGAAAGGACUCGAAGCCAUGAAGCUAAACGACAUUCUUAAACUGAAAUUCAAGGGCGACAAAUACCGAACAGGGAGCAUCAACAACUGGAUUGAUGGAAAAGGCCAUGGUCCGGUAUCUGGAAGUGUCCGCAGUCAGCUUCAGUCUUACAUUACGGGGCCUACCGUCCAAAAGGAGAUUGCAGACCAAAAUUUCCGUGCCUUUGCGGUGGUGAUUGUUGGAUCACGCCAGAUACUUGUGAGGGAGAUGGAUAGGCAUGGCAAGUGGGUCAGCAGGAAUCACCUUGAUAAGAUGGCAGGGCCGGGGUCCAAAAGGAGACACUAG